This is a messenger RNA of Ylistrum balloti, 984 nucleotides long. RefSeq lists its product as uncharacterized. The transcript is spliced from 6 exons. The coding region runs from base 1 to 984 and encodes 327 amino acids. Gene Ontology annotation, molecular function: metallopeptidase activity. The record is from RefSeq and is a predicted model, not a curated record. NCBI's taxonomy places the organism in Eukaryota, Metazoa, Mollusca, Bivalvia, Pectinida, Pectinidae.
AUGGUCUUUGCUGAUGAGAAGAUUUGUAGCCCUAAACAAAUAAAAACGCUAGGAAUUUUUAAUCUAGCUGCAUUUGUUCUUGUAGUUGCUGAUGCUGCGCCACCUACACCUCUCGAAAUGAAACUUAAAUCUAUGUAUAAGGAAGACGGAUUUGAGUUUAUUCAGAAACUAAUCCCUUACAACGACAGUGUACACCAUCAAACGCGCGCAUCAUUCAAGCACAAGUAUGUAGGAUUCGGCGGAUCGAUUCGGGGAAGUCGAGGGUCGGGAUCAUGGCUGGACAUAGAGGCAACAACAUCUGUCAGUGAAGGAGCACAUCAGAGGGCUGCAACAAUUGCCAGUCGAAUGACUAUGUACAUGUCUUCUUCUAUCUUCUCAACGCUAGCCAGGAACGCCAAAGUAGGAGUGUUCACCCGCGCUGAUACUCUGACAGUGUUCCCAGAAUAUUCUAGUCUCAGAGACACAACAGCUUGCCGAGGAUCCUGUUCAGGAAGUUGCGCGCAUACUUGUACUUUCGAUGGGCGUAAAUACGCAAGUCUGGCUGGAACUGGUGGCGCAGUGGGAUGUGUGGUAGACGAUAAUGUCUUAUGUGAUUCUAACGACCCUUAUCGUCACCAGGCUAACAUGCUCGUACAUGAAUUCGCCCACACAGUUAAACUUUAUGGUAUACCAUCUUCUAUCAAAUCACAGAUUACGGCGGCCUAUAACCACGCUAGAUCUAACCGGAUAUGGGAUCUCAGUGCUUAUGCCAUGUCAACAGAGGAAGAGUAUUGGGCGGAGUCUUCUCAAGUCUACUUUAACGUUGAAAAACUCACAUAUACCACUGGUGGAAUGAACACAUGUGGACACAGCGGCUUCUGCACAAAUGAACAGGAUUCCCGAUACUAUUUAUAUACAAAGGACGUGCAAUUGUAUAAUGCAUUAACAACCGUAUACACGAACAACCAUCCAGAACGACACAGUAACCUCGCCACCUGCAUGUAG